Molecule: messenger RNA, 2300 nt
Organism: Hippopotamus amphibius kiboko
Lineage: Eukaryota; Metazoa; Chordata; Mammalia; Artiodactyla; Hippopotamidae
Gene: PRR5L
Product: proline rich 5 like
Exons: 9
Coding region: 299-1405 (368 amino acids)
Biological process (GO): TORC2 signaling
Cellular component (GO): TORC2 complex
Source: RefSeq, a predicted model, not a curated record
CGUGUCACCAGCUCGGCUCCCGGAGCUCCGCUGCCGCCGCGUCUGUGGACUCGCGCCGGGGAGGACUUGAGUCUGGACGGGACCCCGCGGAGGGCAGAGCCCGGAGAGGAGGGAGAGAAGGGAGCUGGGCAGAGCGGGGCGGCGAGAGCCAUCCGGGUCGCUCGUUGCUCUCGGGUGUUGGCUAACACUGUGGUUUUGAGACAGCCUGAGGGCCAGAAGGCAGCCCUGGGAGAAGCCCUUUGGGUGGGCAGUCGGAACCUUCAGGUCCAGAGCAGACGCCCUCCCCUCACCUGGACUUAUGACCCGCGGCUUCGCCCCCAGCCUGCCCGACGAGUUCCCCAAGAUGGGCUCCUUCCGCAGGCCCAGACCACGCUUCAUGAGCUCCCCGGCGCUCAGCGACCUGCCCCGCUUCCAGGCAGCCCGCCAGGCUCUGCAGCUGAGCUCCAACUCGGCCUGGAACAGUGUCCAGACUGCCGUGAUCAACGUCUUUAAAGGGGGCGGCUUGCAAAGCAAUGAGCUCUACGCACUGAACGAAAACAUCAGGCGGCUGCUGAAGAGUGAACUUGGAUCGUUCAUUACAGACUAUUUCCAGAACCAGCUUCUAGCAAAAGGACUGCUGUUUGUGGAGGAGAAGAUUAAGCUGUGCGAAGGUGAAAAUCGCAUUGAGGUUCUGGCUGAAGUCUGGGACCACUUCUUCACUGAGACUCUCCCCACCCUGCAGGCAAUAUUCUAUCCAGUUCAGGGCCAGGAGCUGACCAUCCGCCAGAUCUCCCUGCUGGGCUUCCGCGACCUGGUCCUGCUGAAGGUGAAUCUGGAUGACUUGCUGCUGCCGACCCAGCCCCAGCCACCCUCGUCCAUCAUCCAGAUGUUGCUCAUCCUGCAGAGUGUCCAUGAGCCCACAGGCCCGAGUGAGGGUUAUUUGCAGCUGGAGGAGCUGGUGAAGCAGGUGGUUUCUCCUUUCCUCGGCAUCAGCGAGGACCGAGGCGUCUCAGGCCCCAUGUACACAUUGGCCAGGCGCCACUCCAGGGUCCGACCCAAGGUCACGCUCCUGAACUAUGCCUCCCCGAUGACCACCGCCAGCCGGCCCCUGAACGAGAUGGCCCUGACCCCUCUGACGGAGCAAGAGGGAGAAGCCUACCUAGAGAGGUGUGGCAGCAUCCGGCGACACACGGUGGCCAAUGCCCACUCGGACAUCCAGCUGCUGGCCAUGGCCACCAUGAUGCACUCGGGCUUAGGGGAGGAGCCUGGCGGCGAGGACAAGUGCCUGCUCCUGCCACCCAGCUUCUCGCCGCCCCACCGGCAGUGCUCCAGUGAGCCCAACAUCACUGACGGCCCCGAUGAGCCGGGGCAAGGGGCAGCGGGCAGCCAGGAGGACUCAGAGCUGAACUGUGCAUCCCUCAGCUGAAAGCCCGCCUCUGGGACCUCCCAGCUCUUGCCUGGCAACCAGGAUGAGGGCGGCCCCAUCCCCAAGGACCGCGGAGGGGAGCUCUGCCUUUGGGCAAUGCCGCCUGAUGCCUUUUCGGGUGCAGGCUAGUCUGAAUGCCCGAGGGGAAAUCCCGUUGUAAGCCUCUCCAUUUUCGUGACCGUGACCAUCUACCUUUUGGCGGCCACACAGAUCCAACUGUCUAAUCUUCCCCUUCUGACUUUCAGCCUUGCCUGCCUGACUGGACUCAAAUCCUCCUCUCUGAGCUUUUCCCCUCAGAUAUUGGACUAUCGGAUCCUCCCAAUCGUAUAUCGCAGUCCCCCUGGCUUUCCCGUAGCAGACGGUCAUCCGACCCACACACAGAGCCAGCAAGGAUGUGUUGGCGUGUGGAGUUCCCCUUGAGGUCCUUGUGAUACAGAGGCUGAUGUGUGAAAAGAGGCGAUAGAGAGGUACCUCUUCCCUCCAUCUUGCGUGGAGUAAAAGUAGACUACAGCCCCUCCCAAGCCUGACUCUGAGAAUGCAGCUUUCAUUUCAGUGUCAGAAUUCCUGGGAAAGAGUGGCCCCACUGGUGAGCGAGGGUCCACCCACCCUCACCUAUAUCCAGACCCUAUGUGCUGCCUUUGGCUUUUGGCCCAGGAAGGCUGGAGGAACCCCAUCUUCGAUUAAACCUCAGCAUUCCCCUCUCAGGCUUCCUCCCUGACUCAAAGAACUAACCUUGGUGGAGUAGCUGGUGCCUUCCUCCCUCUCUCAUUUCAGAAACUGACUCUCUUCCUAUUGUGCAGGAGGGGCCAGCUGAUAUCAACCAACUAGUGUGUUCCUGGAUUUGACUUGAAUUUUUUAAAUGUGCAUUGUUUCAAAAAUAAAUUGCUUGCAAGUA